GGACAAACACAGAGAGAGAGAGAGAGAGAGAGAAAGAGAAAGAGAGAGAGAUAAGAGAGAUCAGAGGAUACUCCAGAUCGGCGAUCAGCUCGACUUGCAGCGCUGUGAGAGAAUGUGACGGGAAGAGCUGGAAAACAAGGAUUUUUCCCGCUUCGCCUGACUUCGGCAUCUCGCAGGGUUUGCUGACAUGGGACACAAGCUUCCUCAGCUGAAAACAGAUUCAGCCAUGUCAAUCUGGUCUGUCCACUUUGACCUCCUGAUAUCACCGAGCCUGCUGCUGCUGCUGCAGCUGCUCUUGUUGCUCUCGGUGCCCCUGGAAAGCGGCGCCCAGAACGACACGGAGCCCAUCAUCCUGGAGGGGAAGUGCCUGGUGGUGUGUGACUCCACGCCUUCGUCGGAGCCAGCUGGGAGCGCUCUGGGCAUGUCGGUCCGCUCCGGCUCGGGACGGGUGGCCUUCUCGGCCAGCAGGCAGACCAACCACGAGCCGACGGACAUGAGCAACCGCACCAUGAUCAUCUACUUUGAUAACAUUUUAGUCAACGUGGGCACUCACUUUGACCAAGAGAGCAGCGUCUUCGUCGCUCCACGGAGAGGAGUUUACAGCUUCAACUUCCAUGUCGUGAAGGCCUACAACAGACAGACUAUUCAGGUCAGCCUGAUGGUGAAUGGCUGGCCGAUGAUUUCAGCGUUUGCGGGAGACCAAGACGUGACCAGAGAAGCAGCGACCAACGCAGGCCUGGUGAUUCUGGAGAAGGGCGACAAGGCCUACCUCAGACUGGAGAGAGGGAACCUGAUGGGAGGCUGGAAGUACUCCACCUUCUCCGGCUUCCUCGUCUUCCCCUUGUGAGACGGGUGGAAUAUGGAAGUGCUGGGUAAUAGGACAGGUGUGAGUGACGGGUGUUACGGCACUUUGCAAAAAUAGUUACACCUCUUGAACUUUUUGACAUCAAAAGUCCGUUGUUCUUUAGAAAACAUCUCAGGCUCGGUUAGGUUGGGUGGAGAGCAUCUGCGAACAUCAUUUUCCAAGACAUGCCCAUUUUGACUGGGUCGUUCUAACACAUGAUGGAGGAUUUUUUUUUAUCUUACCAGGGUCCCUUCUUCCACAUGCUUGUUAUUUCUGGACAACUGCAAAAAGUACUUCUUUUGAUUCCCUUUCUAUUCCAUAAAAUUCAGCUUGGUGGAGUUCUUGGUUGUCCAGUCAAUAAAUUAUUUAAACUGAACUGUGUAUCUCUGCAGCUUCUUCUGGGUUCCUGCUUGCUCACCUCUCUGACUGAUCCUCUGCUUCACUUUAGGUCAAAUGCCUUAUCUUUGUAGGCUUAGAGUUGUGCCACAGUGUUUCCAUUUCCAAAUAAUUGGUAGAACAUCGCUCUGUGAGAUGCUGAAAACUUGGGAUACACUUUUAUCAAAACUUCUCUGCACCUUUCUCCCUGACCUGUCUACAGUGUUCCUUGGUCUUCAUGAUGCACGUUCCCCAACAAACCGCUGAGGCUUUCUCAGAACAACAUGGAUUUAUAAAAAUACUAAAUCACUUGAUCUGUCUAACUUCUACAAGCAGCUAGCUGCAUUGGAUUUUACUGAAAGCAAAUCAAAUUAAAGAGGAUUUAUUCCCUUUUCCAUGUCACACCGAUGGGUCUCAAAAAUAAAAUCCCACAAAUGUAGACAGACGUUUCUUUUUGUAACCUUAUAAAAUGUGUAAAAGUUUGAGGUGUAUGCUUUUACAAGGUGCCGAACAUCCAGUUUUAGGACUGAACAAAUAAAGAGAAGUAUCUACAAAAACCGUUGCUGAAAAUCUACAAUCACUCUAUGAAAUUAUUUAUUUUGUCUUUAUGUGAAAUAUUUAUUGUUUAUUCAAUAUAAUGAUUGUGAAAAAGUAUCUAUUUGUGCUCCUGUGCUGACAUAAUGCCAAGCCUUAAUUUGUGUUUAUGUUAACACAAAUUAUCCCAUCCAGCUUUAAAAAAAAAGUAUUUGAAUUGACUUUAUUGUAUGACUGCUUCUCCUCUGUCUAUCUGUCAGCAUCAUACAAAAGAUGUCUAUUCACCAACAAAUUUCUAUAAAGAACAAAGCGUUAAAAAAACUGAAAUCAUCUCAAUUGGACUGUUUGCAUGCAGAAAAUGAUUUUAUGAAUCACUGCAACUGCGACUGUUUAAUCUGCAAAAGCAAGGCAGAUUUCCUCACGCCCUUUCAUGCUGCUGCGUUCGGCGGCAGCGGUUUGUAAAUAUAGCUCCCACCAGCCGAGCUGGCGUUGGCGUGGACCAGGCACACCAGCGUGGGACGCGGUAUAAGUGCCGAGUGUGGCGGAUGCUCCUUGCAGAGACACGGACAGAUGGAGGCUUUGGCGAGCCUGACGGCUCAUCCCUGCAGGACAUCCAUGGAUAAAGUGUGGCGCAUUGUCACAUAAAGUCAUUUACGCUUCCCUGGUUCAGAACCACCGCUCUCGGUUUGUCUGUUUGUUGUUCCUUACACACGUACUUACUAAAACAGUCAUAAAUACAGGACCAGGUUUAAGGGUAUUUGGUCACAUGGGCUAGAGCCAAGGUUGGGACCCUACCCACAGAAAUUUGUUUUACACGUAGGCCACAAAUUUCAAUAGAUUGAUGGCUAAAGGUACAGCAAUAUGUAAAAAUUAUUUUUGGAGGGUUUAUAUUAUGUUAUCAUGUUAUUCUGCUUAUCAAAAACAUACCUGGAGUGCUGCUUUGAUUCUUUUAUGCAUGUUUGAGAAAUCCUUUAACUUCCCGUGGAAACCAUUUGGGGUUGCCUAAUCCCUUGCUGCUACAAAGCUCCGCCUAUUUGGACAAAGCACCUCCUUGAAGCUCCAGUCUCCAGCCACUCAGCUCCUCCAGACUAGUGGCAGCAGCAAUUAGCAAUCACCUGAUGGAACUGCACAUCUGCAGAGCUACAUGUGUGAACUAUUUCUCAGUCCAGUUCUCCUAAAAACAUUUGUAAACAGCUUAACAGAGAAAUGUUGCGAUGACGUACUGAAGACAGAGUGUUAAAAGAACAGCAGCUUCUUAAAGAGACAGGUGCCCGAUUUCAAGGCAUCAAAUUCUGAAAUUAAGUUUCUUUUAAGCCAUGCUUGAUAUAUGUACAGCAUUUUUAUAACAACCAGAGGUACCAUACUUACUUGAUUAUGCCAUAAAAUAGCCAUAUGUACCUGGAAAAUACAUAAUACUGCCCCUUUAGAUACAUCAGCUACAAGGAUUUUAAGUAUUGCUCCCAUGAAACAUUGUUGUUCUAGAAUUAUCUUUACAAAAAUCUACUUAUGGCAUAAUUUUACAGAUACAUCUUCGUCUGUACAAGAGAAAAGAUAUGCACGUCCAAAAAUCCACCAAACAGGCUGCUGGCUGCUAAAAUUCAUUGCUGAAGAGCAUAAAAGUAGGUAUGUGCUCUAAACUGAGCUCCCACUGCAAUUUUCUAAAAAAAAAAAAUGUCAUCACACUUCAGGCACACUGCUCUAGCUAAUAGGGGAAAAACAGCAGGGACAUUUAACAGAGAAUACCAGAAGGAGUUGGUGUUCAUUAAUACAAAAACACUCAAACUGAUCCAAAGAAUUAUGAUAACUAUAUGUGACAAUGUGAAUGCACCAGAAAAAUCGGAUUUAAUCCAAACAUAAUCAUUUUCAAAACCUUUCAUACUGAUUGUCUUUUAUUAAAACUUUUCAUACGCUUACAA
Poeciliopsis prolifica (blackstripe livebearer) is the source of this 3669-nucleotide messenger RNA. It is a transcript of the gene cbln12, whose product is annotated as cerebellin 12. Lineage: Eukaryota; Metazoa; Chordata; Actinopteri; Cyprinodontiformes; Poeciliidae. Gene Ontology annotation, molecular function: protein binding. The transcript has 4 exons. The record is from RefSeq and is a predicted model, not a curated record. Bases 188 to 847 code for a protein of 219 amino acids. Gene Ontology annotation, cellular component: glutamatergic synapse; synaptic cleft.